CAAUUAAUUUAUAAUUUAACAAAAUAAAACUCACACUUUUUUCCCGUGUCGUAUUCAUGCAUAAAUAUUCAUGCACUGGCCAGAGAUUCCAUCGGCACCACUCCGCCUUUUUCCACUCUUCGCAAAAAUCUCGUUCUCCAUGGGGAACUCAGCGUCUUGUGCUCCUUCCAUGGUCUCCAAUGGCGCCGCCAAGGUCUUAUCCUUGGACGGAAAAUUGGAGAGCUACACGAAGCCAGUGAAAGCUGCGGAAUUAAUGAUAGAGAAUUCCGGCAAAUUCCUCUGCGAUUCCGGCGAUCUCAAAGUCGGCCACCGGAUUCAAGGCCUUCUGCCUGACGAAGAUCUCGAGUGCCGCCGAUUGUACUUUCUCCUCCCGAUGGAUCUGCUCUACUCCGUGCUAACGCUCGAGGAAAUGAGUUCUCUCACUUACAUCGCCACAAAAGCCCUAAAACAGGGGAAUUCGAGUGGAUUUGGGAGGAUCUUCCCUGUUUUGAUCAGCGAAUUGUGCAUUCUUCCGUCGGAAGUGAAUCGGUUGAAAUCGGAGCACAGCGAUCGAGAGACCGAAAAUUCGACGAAGAAGCCGGUGCAGAGAUUGAUGUCGAAGCAGAGAUCGUGGAAGCCGGCGCUCGAAACCAUUGCAGAAACUUCGUGCACAUAGAAGAGAAGACGGAUACGAUCGCAAAUAUGUGAGAGAUGAGAUUAAUUACAUUACGACAAUAAUUGGCAGUAUUUUUGCUUCGUUAAUCGGUAGAUAUAAUAAACAUUCGAUUUUUUUUUUUAAUAA
Molecule: messenger RNA, 781 nt
Organism: Momordica charantia (bitter melon)
Lineage: Eukaryota; Viridiplantae; Streptophyta; Magnoliopsida; Cucurbitales; Cucurbitaceae
Product: DUF4228 domain protein
Source: RefSeq, a predicted model, not a curated record